UCCGCUUUUUCCCCGGCUCGAGUGUGCGCAGUAGAGGCGGAUUAGAGCAGAAAUGACCUGUCGUUUCACUGAGAUGUAGAGCAAUUUUCCAUCUUUUCUUAAAUUUUUCUUGCAGGUAAUGUGUUCGGUCUUUGAGUUUACACCUCAGUACUUACAUUUGGUACGACCUCCAGUUUGUUGGUAGCCGUUAGCCACAUUUGCACAUUCAUUUGUUGCCUGUUUGCUUUCGUCGAUAGCACUUCCGCAUAGAAAACCAUGGCAGGUCCUCAAGAAGAACAGAAAUUCUGCUUACAGGAGGUGCUCGAUACUUUCAAAUUGUGUUUGUCGGAGAAAAAAGACGUCUAUCUUGAACACUACGUCGCUGGGUGGCGUGGUCUUGUAAAGUUUCUGAACAGCUUGGGCAGUGUGUUUGGCUUCAUUUCCAAGGAUGCUGUCAACAAGAUCAAUAUCCUGGUCACUUACCUGCACGGUGAGAACGGGUCUCAGUAUGUCACUGUCCAGUCAAUGGUCAAAUAUGAGCUGGAGAAUCAACUAGUGGACCUGACCAAGAGAGGCAGUCAUCCAGAGUCAGGCUGCCGUACCCUGCUGAGGCUCCACCGGGCACUGAGGUGGCUGGAGCUCUUCCUGGAGCGCCUCCGCACCAGCAGCGAGGACAGCAAGACUUCGGUCAUGUGUUCAGAGGCCUACAAUGAGUCUCUCUCCCAGCACCACCCUUGGGUGGUCCGCAAAGCUGCAGGCAUGGCCUUCUGCGUGCUCCCAGGGCGCCCUGCUUUCUUAGAAGUGAUGAAUGUGGGCCCCCCCGAGCAGGUGGUGGCCAUGCUAGGAGAAGCUGUGCCACUCAUCUCUGAGGUGUACCAGAUCACAGAGGAACUUUACGCUCAGCAAAACCUGCUGGACUUACCAUAGAGAGCCACAAUCGCUAUUAUAUGCCACUUCAUACAUUACACAAUUAAAUAUGAAGGGCUGUCAUGGUGGCUGCUACUCCUGUUUGGUGAUUAAAGGGUUAUUAAUUAAGCAAAAUUCCACUGACUACUCUAUCUAGUACAGUAUUAGCAUUUUUCAUAUAUAUAAGUACUGUUAAUUACUAUAUAUGUGUGUACAAUGGACUUCGUCUUUGUUCAACUUUUCGAGAUGUAUUCGUUUUGAAUUUAAGUAGAUGAAGGGGAACAGUUGGGCCGAGAAGUCUUUGCUCACUGCCAGUAGCUGUUUGUUUAAAUUAUUUAUAUAUAUAUAUAUAUAUAUGAAUCUGCAACUAUUUUGACAAUCGAUUAAUCAUUCAAGUAAUUUUUCUCAAGCAGAAACACUAAAUAUUUGAUGGUUUCAGGUUCUAGAAUGUGCUGCUCUUCUUGGUCUUACUAUGUGAUAGUAAAUUGAAUAUUUUUUUUGGUUUUUGACAGAUUUGGAUAUUAGCAAAUUGAUCAUGAAAACAAUUGUUAGUCACAGCUCUAUUUAGAACUGAUCCCAAUCAUGAUUUUAUGCAUUAGAGAAAUGCUUGUAUGAAAUAAAAGUGUAAUAAUAGGGCCAUUAGGUCAAGCUUUUGAUGCUCUCAUACCAUAUGUCAUUCAAAUAUUGACAGAUUUAUCUAAUACUAGAUUAUCUGAUAUUGGAUGAUACCAGAUAUUGCAUACAUUACUAUAGUCUUUACCGUAAGAGUUUUUAUAGACAGAAAGGUCUAAACAUGGCAACAGUAGGACAUUCAUCUGAAAGAUUCAAAACAAAACUAACAUUACGAGACAGAUGGUGGUGGAACAAUGUGGAUACUUAAAUUAAAAUAAUAAUUAAAAAAAACUAUAAAAAAAAACAACAGUUUAAUAGGCAAACCAUUUUUACCUUUCCUUACUUUAGAAAACAUUUUGUAACUUAUGAAACAAGUUUUUCGUAGUGGAGUUGUUUACCCCACUGUAUAUGAUCUCAGUGCAAUUUUAUUAUUUAUUGUAUCAAUGACAAAGUAUGCUAAUAUUCUUAAUUUGAAGUGAUUGGUGUACUGUUUUACAAGAAUGUACUGAACUGCAUAUUACCAAUAAAACACAAUUCAUAAACUGUAGCUUAAAGAAAACAAAUGUCACUUGGUUGAUGAUUGUGAAUAUUUGUAUUAUGUUAGAGUUGAGGAUUGAUUAUUGAUUACCUGUUGUCUAAGUAAAGUAAAUGAGGACAUACUGUA
Molecule: messenger RNA, 2161 nt
Organism: Sander lucioperca (pikeperch)
Lineage: Eukaryota; Metazoa; Chordata; Actinopteri; Perciformes; Percidae
Product: ceramide-1-phosphate transfer protein
Exons: 2
Coding region: 256-906 (216 amino acids)
Biological process (GO): intermembrane lipid transfer; ceramide transport
Cellular component (GO): membrane; cytoplasm; cytosol
Molecular function (GO): ceramide 1-phosphate transfer activity; ceramide 1-phosphate binding
Source: RefSeq, a predicted model, not a curated record